Amaranthus tricolor (Joseph's coat) is the source of this 2708-nucleotide messenger RNA. Its product is annotated as receptor-like protein kinase ANXUR1. Gene Ontology annotation, biological process: protein autophosphorylation. The coding region runs from base 45 to 2708 and encodes 887 amino acids. The record is from RefSeq and is a predicted model, not a curated record. Gene Ontology annotation, cellular component: plasmodesma; plasma membrane. Gene Ontology annotation, molecular function: ATP binding; transmembrane receptor protein tyrosine kinase activity. The transcript is spliced from 2 exons. NCBI's taxonomy places the organism in Eukaryota, Viridiplantae, Streptophyta, Magnoliopsida, Caryophyllales, Amaranthaceae.
UUAUAUUUUGAUUUUCCCUUAAAGGGGGUAAAGGGAAAAUCAACAUGCAUUUUUUAAAAAAACAAUUUUUAAUCCAAAUAUUCCUUCACACCCCUUUUGCAACCAUGCAUAUUGAUUGUCAUGUAAAGUACUAUUACACAAUCAUAUACAUUACUAUCCUAUUCCUCAAUGUCCUUAAACUUUCGUUCUCUGAUCCAAAUGUAGCAAUCUCAAUCGACUGUGGAGCCACAAUCGAAGGUAAAGACAUAGACGGAAGAAAAUGGGAAAUGGAUACAAAAUAUAUUUUAUCUCCAGGAGACUCUCAACCCGUCAAGGCACAAUUUCAAGAUCCUGCACUUCUAUCUGAUAUACCUUAUAUGACUGCGAGAGUAAGUAAGUCUGAAAUGACAUACAAGUUUCCAAUAAAUUCGACAUCUAGGUACUUCCUACGCCUACAUUUUUACCCGGGGUCAUAUCCUUCAUUCAACAUUGAGAAAUCAUAUUUCUCUGUUACAGUUGCUGGUUUCACAGUUCUGAACAAUUUUAGUGCUGCAGUGACAGCAGAAGCCUUAACACAAGCUUAUAUCAUUAAGGAAUAUUCGUUUGCGCCUUUAGAUGGGAUCGACUCAUUGGAACUUAAAUUCAAGGCAUCAUAUAAGUACGAUGGCUCAUUCGCUUUUGUUAAUGGUAUUGAAUUGGUUCCAACACCCAAUUUCUUAGAUUCGGCUGUAUUAGUCGGAUUUUCUGAUCAAUCUUUGGAUGGAAAAACGGCUACAACUGAGACAGUUGCAAGGUUAAAUGUUGGUGGGAAUUAUAUUCCGCCAACAAAUGAUUCGGGUCUGCUUAGGACAUGGUAUGACGAUACACCUUAUCUAUUUGGUGCUGGUGUUGGUGUUACAUCUUCUGAUAAUAAAACCGUAGGACUAGAUUAUCGCGAUAUGCCCAAAUAUAUUGCUCCUAAGACUGUUUAUGAUACAUGGAGGAGUAUGGGUCCUGAUCCAAAUGUUACUCUGAAUUUCAAUCUUACAUGGACAUUUUCUGUUGAUCCUAGUUUUACAUAUAUUGUAAGACUACACUUUUGCGAGCACGUUUAUUCGAAGGUAAAUCAAAGGUUAUUUAAUGUAUAUAUAUACAAUCAAACAGCAACACCUAGUGGUGCUGAUGUUAUAGCAUGGACUGGAGCAAAAGAUGUACCUGUGUAUAAGGACUUUGCUGUGAAUGUCCAAACCGGGGAAGGGCAACAAGAGGUUUUAGUUGCGUUGCACCCUAGAGACAUUGGUGCUGAAAAACCCGAGUUUUAUGAUGCUAUUCUUAAUGGGUUAGAGGUGUUUAAGGUAAGUGACGGAAAUAAGAAUUUGGCGGGACCUAAUCCGAGUCCAUCAGAAGCGUUGGCUAAGGCGGAGCAAGAAAAACGAAAAAAUUUUAGUAAAGAUGUGACUCGAAUCAAUGCCAUAUGGCCUGCUAGUGGGGUUGCAGCCGCAUUUGGUUUAGCCACAGUUCUUGCAGUUGUUUUGUACAAGAAAAAGAGUAGGAUGCCUAGAAGUAAGUCGGGAACAUCGAGUUGGUUACCUCUUUACGGUAAUUCUCAUUCAUCGGGUAUGAAAUCAACCAUCGGAGGAAAUAGUGUUGCGUGUGCUCAACUUUCGACUGAGGCAGCUGCGAAUUGUCGACACUUCACAUUGGCGGAAAUACGAAAGGCUACGAAAAACUUUGAUGAGUCGAAUGUUAUCGGUGUUGGAGGUUUCGGGAAGGUUUAUAAGGGGGUGAUUGAUGGGAAUUUUAAGGUGGCUAUUAAGAAGUCUAACCCAUCAUCUGAACAAGGAGUAAAUGAGUUUGUGACUGAGAUUGAGAUGCUUUCUAAGCUUAGACAUAAGCAUUUAGUUUCUCUUAUUGGGUAUUGUGAAGAGAAUGGAGAAAUGGCUUUGGUGUAUGACUUUAUGGCACAUGGUACUUUGAGAGAACAUCUAUAUAAAGGUAAUAAGAUCAAUCUAACUUGGAAACAACGACUCGAGAUGCUGAUAGGCGCGGCAAAAGGUCUACAUUAUCUUCACACGGGAGCUAAGUACACGAUUAUACAUCGAGAUGUUAAGACUACUAACAUCCUCUUAGACGAGAAUUGGGUAGCAAAGAUUUCUGAUUUCGGGUUAUCGAAAACAGGACCUGAAACGAACCAACACCAUGUUAGCACAGUUGUUAAAGGUAGUUUCGGUUACUUAGAUCCCGAGUACUUCAGAAGACAACAACUCACAGAAAAAUCAGACGUUUAUUCAUUUGGAGUUGUUCUUUUCGAGAUAUUAUGUGCUCGCCCCGCUCUGAAUCCUAGUCUUCCAAAAGAACAAGUUAGUUUGGCAGAUUGGGCAAGAAGUUCAGUUAGAAAAGGAAACAUAGAGGAAAUUAUAGACCCAAACAUUAAGGGUACAAUUAAGCCUGAAUGCUUAAAGAAAUUUGUAGAUACUGCAUUUAAGUGCUUGUCGGAUCAUGGCAUUGAUCGACCCUCGAUGAGCGACUUACUGUGGAAUCUCGAGUUUUCUCUUCAACUUCAGGAAAGUGGAGAUGGCCCUAAAGGGGGUUCAAGUGGAAGAAACACUGCAAGUGAUAAUAUAAACAUGCAUCUGAGCACCUUAAAUCUCGACGAUGAUGAAGACUACACAGAAUCCGUAUCUUCUUCAAACAAUCAAAACUCGAGUACCGCAAUCUUUUCUCAAAUCGUGCAUCAAACAGGACGAUAA